This is a messenger RNA of Uranotaenia lowii, 2841 nucleotides long. Its product is annotated as ribosome biogenesis protein BMS1 homolog. The record is from RefSeq and is a predicted model, not a curated record. NCBI's taxonomy places the organism in Eukaryota, Metazoa, Arthropoda, Insecta, Diptera, Culicidae. Gene Ontology annotation, biological process: maturation of SSU-rRNA from tricistronic rRNA transcript (SSU-rRNA, 5.8S rRNA, LSU-rRNA); ribosome biogenesis; endonucleolytic cleavage of tricistronic rRNA transcript (SSU-rRNA, 5.8S rRNA, LSU-rRNA). Gene Ontology annotation, molecular function: U3 snoRNA binding; GTP binding; GTPase activity. Gene Ontology annotation, cellular component: nucleus; 90S preribosome. The transcript has 3 exons. Bases 1 to 2772 code for a protein of 923 amino acids.
AUGAAAUUCCGUCCUCUGAGUUGGCGAGGAGCGCACAGUUACAUCCUAGCAGAUCGAAUGGAAGACAUAACCAAUUCGGAACAGAUUCGUUUGAAUCCCAAAUGCGAUCGAGACGUUGUCCUUUAUGGGUAUGUUAGGGGAGUGCCUCUAAAAAGAGAAAACAUGGUUCACAUUGCCGGUCUCGGUGAUAUGAAAAUAGAAGAACUGAAUUCGCUACCGGAUCCAUGUCCGUUGCCUUCGACCGAGAAGAAAAGAAAUUUGCUGGAAAAGGAACGACUGCUUUACGCUCCAAUGUCCGGCGUUGGGGGGAUCGUUUACGAUAAAGAUGCGGUUUACAUCGAGCUGCAGGGUUCCCAUAGUCACAAGCAACAGCAGAGCAGCGAACAGCAGGACCUGGUCAAGUCGGUCAUCGAGAAAAAGGAAACGUUGGAUGUGCAGAUUGAGAACCAGGAAUUUCGGCUGUUCAGCGAUGGCGAUGUCAUCAAAUCGGGAAAUUUCCAAGAAGAAACAACGGCUGCCAAUAGCGAGGACGAAGAUGACGAAGACGAUAGUUCCGGAAGUGAACCAGAUUCUGGUAUGGAAGAUUCCGAAGACGAAAGCAGUGCAGUGCGUACAAUUCGAUCCGGAUGGAAUCCGGACCAGGAAGAUGAGGAGCAGCCUUCAUCAGCGGACGAGGAAGACCCUGAGGAGGACGAUGACGAUAUUAAUGAUUCGUUUGGUGGCACAAGGCCUUCCAGUGGAUUUUUGUCCUCGGACGAUGAAGCCAAUGAUGGUGUUGUGGGUUCUUCGUCGUCUUGGAAAAAAGGUUUAGCUUCCAAAGCUCGAAUGGAUUAUCUAGAAAGACAGGCGACCACCAAAAAUUUGAUGAAAAUUGUCUAUGGGGUGUUCAGCAAGUUCCGCAAGAAUAGAGAAGCGGACGAAGAGCAGGAUGGUGAAGGACAUGAGGAAGACGAUCUGCUUGGAGGUCUGUUCAAAAGUAUGACUCAUAAACAGGCAGAAAUUCAGAAGAAAAAAACCAUACAGGAUGCCGAUGAAGGAUGUUUCUUCGAGGAGUAUGGAGAUGGAGUGCGUGAUUGGACAGCCGACGAAAACAAAAAGUUGAUUGUUAAUUGCUUCGUCACCGGGAAAUGGAAAGCUUCUGAAGAUGCUGAGGAGCUUCUUAAGCUGGAUGAUAUGAGUGAUGGAGAUGACGAGGUGUAUGGCGAUUUUGAAGAUUUGGAAACUGGCGAAAAACAUACUGGUGGUGAUGGCAAAAAGAAAGAAGACGAUGAACCUGAGGAUGAGAUCGAUUCACAAGGUGACGGGAAAACUUUAAAACGGAAAAUGUCCCGUAUUGAAGAGAAAAAUAUGUCUCGCACAGAGCUGAUGGCCAAGAAAAUGAAACUGAAAGCCAAAUUCGAUGCUGAAUAUGAUAAUCCUGAGAAGGACGAUCAACACAUUGAAGGAGAUCACCAAUAUUACGAGAAACUGAAAGCUGAAGCCUUGCGCCAGACGGAAUUAAACAAGAAAGAGUUCUCCAACCUAGACGAGGAUAUUCGACUGAACAUUGAAGGGUAUCGAGCAGGGCUGUACGUCAGGAUGAAUUUCAAAAAUAUUCCUUAUGAGUUUGUAGAGCAUUUUGAACCAGCUUUCCCAGUUCUGAUUGGUGGACUCAACAUGGCUGAAGAGAACGUUGGUUAUGUGAGUUGUAAAGUGAAAAAACAUCGAUGGUAUAAGAAAAUUUUAAAGGCUGGCGAUCCAUUGAUUGUAUCCUUGGGAUGGAGACGUUUCCAAACGAUUCCCAUGUUUGCAAAAGUUGAAGACGAUCUCAAACAUCGUUAUUUGAAGUACACUCCCAAUCACGUGACAUGCAGCAUGACGUUCUGGGGUCCCAUCACACCUCAAAACACUGGAUUGCUUGCCAUCCAAUCGAUAGCCUACGAUCAGCAGCAGACGAAACGGUUAGGCUUCCGUGUUGCGGCAACGGGAGCCGUGAGUGAAAGCGACAAAUCUGCCCAGAUUAUGAAAAAGUUAAAAUUGAUCGGAACACCAUAUAAAAUCUACCACAAAACUGCCUUCAUAAAGGGUAUGUUCAAUUCAACUCUUGAAGUAGCGAAAUUCGAAGGAGCUAAAAUUAAAACGGUUUCUGGCAUCAGAGGUCAGAUCAAGAAGGCAGUUCCCCCGGAAGGAAAUUAUCGUGCCACCUUCGAGGAUCGAAUAGUUUUAAGUGAUAUCGUUUUCUGUAGAACUUGGUUCAAGGUUAAUGUACCGAACUUUUAUGCUCCGGUGACGAAUCUUUUGCUACCACUGGAAAAGCGAGCCAAAUGGGUCGGUAUGAAAACUCUCGGGGAACUGAAGCGGGAAAAGAAUAUCCAAUUUGAGGCUCAACAGGACAGCUCCUACAAGCCAAUCACCCGGGAAGAACUUCAGUUCAAACCGUUGGUUAUUCCCAAAAACUUGCAAAAAGCUCUGCCUUACAAAGACAAACCCAAAUUGGGUCCUGUGAAUCCGAAAAAAUCUUUUGAAAGCGAGAGGAUAGCCGUCGUUCAUUCACCACACGAGCAAAAGGUUGCUAAAAUGAUGCGGAUGAUUAAAACCAACUUCGAGGCGAAGGAAGAAAAGCGCAAACAACAGGCAAAGCAAAAAUCCAAGCAAUACAAGAAACAGAAAACGAAUGAAGAAUUCCGGAAGCUACAGCGACAGAAGGAGUUGAAGAAGAAAGUCUUUAAGGCUAUUAGCAAGAUCGAGGCGCGCAACCAGAGUAAGGUCGCUAAGGGCGAAAGCGUUAAGUGAUGAUACGUAGGUAGUUCAUGGAAAUAUUGGAGAUGUUUUUUUUUUAAGUAAAGUGCAUUAUUCCAAAAC